GAAAAAAAAUUCAUUUUAAUCAUUGAUCAAAAUAAAUUUUUUUGAUAUGUUUUACUCCGUAUUAAUUUAUUCCCCACACCUCUUAUUACGGGAGAUUGUGAAUGUACAAUUUCAGCCCGCGUCAUCACUGAUUCACUUCAUUCACCCCUCUCUCUUGCGCUAUGGCGAUGAGCUCUGAGAAGGAAGUUUUUUUGAAGGAGUUCGGCGAGGAUUACGGCUAUCGUAAUUCCUCUAGAAAUAUAGAUCAGAUUAGAGCCAUGGAAUUCAAGCGUUUGGAAGGUGUUGUGUAUCUGGAUCAUGCCGGAGCUACCCUCCACUCGGAGUCUCAAUUGGAAGCAGUUUUGAAAGAACUCAAUUCCACUGUUUAUGGAAAUCCUCAUAGCCAAAGCAGCUGCAGCAUGAGUAGUAAUGACUGUGUUCAAAAAGCACGUCAGCAGGUACUUGAAUUCUUCAAUGCAUCCCCCAGAGAGUACAGCUGCAUAUUCACUUCUGGGGCAACAGCAGCUUUGAAGCUUGUUGGGGAGACAUUCCCAUGGUGCAGUGAGAGCAGCUUUAUGUAUACAAUGGAGAAUCAUAACAGCGUGCUUGGGAUAAGAGAGUAUCUUUGUUUUUACCAGCAACAUGCUAUGAAUUCUAUAAUUAGUCAUAUUUGGCCAUAUAUAUCAGCCUUUUCAAGUUGUGCCUUUUCCCUGUCUAAAGCCAAAACUUUAGCUUGAUUUGAAAAAACUAGUUUUAGUCUGCAUAACUCAUUGCUUACUGUUGAUGUGCACAUCGUUUGCCCAUUAUAUUUCGUAAUCCGAAUGAACUCUUAUAAUGUGU
Messenger RNA from Cuscuta campestris, 819 nucleotides. The record is from the annotation of a GenBank genome assembly. Lineage: Eukaryota; Viridiplantae; Streptophyta; Magnoliopsida; Solanales; Convolvulaceae.